UAGCGCGGAACGUCUGUGUUUCGCACACAGAGAGAAACAGGUGGCAAACUGGAAAUUGGAAAACCCCAAUAUUUUUUAAUUAGGGAAAACCAUAAUUCUUGGUUUGAUGCUCACAUUUUCACACAAUAAAAUCGUCCCUUCUCAGUCCCUUCAAAUCCAGCAGGCAGAAGCAUCUCCAUGGAGGACGCUUACGCCCGAUCCGUAACGGAGGUUUUGGAUUUCUUCGGAGUAGACCCGACCAAAGGUCUCACAGAUUCUCAGGUUGCAGAAAAUACUAGAAUAUAUGGAAAAAAUGUGCUGCCUCAAGAAGCAAGUACCCCCUUCUGGAAAUUGGUUUUGAAGCAGUUUGAUGAUUUGCUUGUUAAGAUACUAAUCGUGGCUGCCCUUGUUUCAUUCAUUCUGGCUUUGAUUGAUGGAGAGACGGGCCUAACAGCAUUUUUGGAACCUUCUGUUAUCUUGAUGAUCUUGGCCGCAAAUGCAGCUGUAGGGGUGAUUACAGAAACAAAUGCUGAAAAGGCUCUUCAAGAGCUUCGAGCGUACCAAGCUGAUAUUGCAACAGUUUUGAGAAAUGGUUGUUUCUCAAUACUACCAGCAACUGAACUUGUUCCAGGUGAUAUUGUUGAAGUUGGGGUGGGAUGCAAAGUUCCUGCAGAUAUGAGAAUGAUUGAGAUGCUAAGUAAUCAGCUACGUGUUGAUCAGGCAAUUCUUACAGGUGAAAGCUGCUCUGUUGAGAAAGAUCUUGAAUCCACAUUAAGAACAAAUGCCGUGUACCAAGACAAGACAAACAUUCUAUUUUCGGGCACGGUAGUGGUUGCUGGAAGAGCUAGAGCUGUUGUUGUUGGUGUUGGCUCUAACACUGCUAUGGGUGGUAUACGUGAUGCCAUGUUAAGAACAGAAGAUGAAGUGACACCAUUAAAGAAGAAGCUGGAUGAAUUUGGUACUUUCUUGGCAAAGGUCAUUGCGGGGAUUUGUGUCUUGGUAUGGAUUGUUAACAUUGGACACUUUCGUGAUCCUUCUCAUGGUGGUUUUCUGCGUGGUGCAAUUCAUUACUUCAAGAUUGCAGUUGCUCUUGCAGUUGCAGCAAUUCCUGAAGGUCUUCCUGCUGUUGUUACGACGUGCUUGGCACUUGGAACAAAAAGAAUGGCGAGGUUGAAUGCUAUUGUAAGGUCUUUGCCUUCAGUAGAGACUUUAGGCUGCACAACAGUAAUCUGCAGUGACAAGACUGGGACUCUCACAACAAACAUGAUGUCUGUAUCAAAGAUAUGUGUUGUUCAUUCUGUGCACAAUGGCCCUGUUACUUCAGAAUACAGUGUAAGCGGAACAACAUAUGCACCAGAAGGCAUAAUUUUUGAUGGUGCAGGGAUGCAGCUUGAGUUUCCAGCUCAAUUGCCUUCUCUUCUUCACAUAGUAAUGUGCUCAGCCCUUUGCAAUGAGUCCACUUUACAAUACAAUCCAGACAAGGGAAACUAUGAGAAGAUAGGAGAAUCAACUGAAGUAGCUCUUCGUGUACUAGUGGAGAAAGUUGGGCUUCCUGGUUUUGAUUCUAUGCCUUAUUCUCUCAAUAUGCUGAGCAAGCACGAUCGUGCAUCUUACUGUAAUCAUUACUGGGAAAACCAGUUCAAAAAGGUAGCUGUUUUAGAAUUUUCUCGAGACCGCAAAAUGAUGAGUGUCCUUUGCAGCCGAAAGCAGUUGGAGAUUAUGUUUUCGAAGGGUGCUCCUGAAAGUAUAAUUUCUAGAUGCACCAAUGUCCUAUGCAAUGAUGAUGGUUCCACUGUUCCCCUAACGGUAGAUGUUCGAGCUGCAUUGGAGUCUAGGUUUCAGAGUUUUGCAGGAAAAGAAACUCUAAGAUGUUUGGCUUUGGCCUCGAAAAGGAUGCCCUCGGGACAGCAGUCUCUCUCCUUUGAGGAUGAGAAGGACCUUACUUUCAUUGGAUUGGUUGGGAUGCUUGAUCCACCAAGGGAGGAAGUAAGAAAUGCUAUGUUGUCUUGUAUAUCUGCUGGCAUACGUGUCAUAGUUGUCACAGGGGAUAACAAGUCGACAGCCGAAUCUCUCUGCCAUAAAAUUGGUGCUUUUGAUGACUUGGAAGAAUUUGUUGGACGGUCUUAUACUGCUUCUGAAUUUGAAGAACUUCCAGCCCUGCAACGAACACUUGCAUUGCAACGUAUGGUCCUCUUCACCAGGGUAGAACCAUCUCAUAAGAGGAUGCUGGUUGAAGCUCUGCAGCACCAAAAUGAAGUUGUUGCAAUGACUGGCGAUGGUGUUAAUGAUGCACCUGCACUAAAGAAAGCAGAUAUAGGAAUUGCCAUGGGUUCAGGGACAGCUGUUGCAAAGAGUGCUUCAGAUAUGGUAUUGGCCGAUGACAAUUUUGCCACAAUUGUUGCGGCUGUUGCAGAGGGAAGGGCCAUAUACAAUAACACAAAACAGUUCAUCAGAUACAUGAUCUCUUCAAACAUUGGUGAAGUAGUUUGUAUUUUUGUCGCAGCUGUCCUUGGCAUACCUGAAACGCUUGUCCCUGUGCAACUACUUUGGGUCAAUCUGGUGACUGAUGGACUGCCUGCCACAGCCAUUGGUUUCAACAAACAAGAUUCAGAUGUCAUGAAGGCCAAACCUCGUAAGGUCAGUGAGGCUGUUGUGACAGGGUGGCUGUUUUUCCGUUAUUUGGUUAUUGGAGCUUAUGUCGGUCUUGCCACUAUUGCUGGAUUUGUAUGGUGGUUUGUUUACUUUGACAAUGGGCCCAAACUACCAUAUAGUGAAUUGAUGAACUUUGACACUUGUUCAACAAGGAACACAACAUAUCCAUGCAGUGUAUUUGAUGAUCGACAUCCAUCAACUGUAGCAAUGACAGUGCUGGUCGUAGUUGAGAUGUUCAAUGCUCUGAAUAACCUUAGUGAAAACCAAUCUCUUCUUGUAAUCCCUCCAUGGAGUAAUUUAUGGCUUGUUGCAUCAAUCUUCCUAACUAUGCUCCUUCACAUGCUAAUUUUGUAUGUGAAACCAUUAUCUAUUCUUUUCUCUGUGACACCAUUAUCUUGGGCUGAGUGGAAAGUUGUUCUAUAUCUUUCUUUUCCUGUAAUAAUUAUUGAUGAGGUGCUGAAGUUCUUCUCAAGAAAUUCCAGGGGUAUGAGGUUCAAUUUCAGAUAUAGAACUGACUUACUUCCAAAGAAAGAAUUGCGUGACAAAUAAUGGCUGGUUCCUACUCUUGAGUGCAAUUUGGCAUGCGCACACAGCUUCAUGAGAUCCUGAUCUUGCAAAAAGAAACUGAACUGGGUUAUACUGUCUUGAGGUGCUCUUUAUUUUUUAUUCAUUCUCUUCUAUCGGCCCAUGUAUUUUGCAAGGGUGGAUCAAGGUGAACAGUGACACUGCAAAGGCUCUUGACGAUCCAGCCCUACUGUAAAUUUAAGCAGACUGAACAAUGGCUCUCUGAUAGUUGUAACUUUUCCUUUUUUUUAUUGUGAAUUUUCUUUAGAGUAUAUAGGAACAACAUACCCAACCCCUAUGGGCGAUCUUGGGGGGUGCAAUGAUUUCACACGUAUGUUUUAAAUGAAUGAUUCAUUAACUGGAUCUGGAAGUUUUGCUGCUUUGCAAAUUUGUUUUGUAAGGGCAUCCUUAACACAGAACAAGAUGGCAUUAAAAGUGGCUCAAAAAGUAGCCUAACAAUAUUAUGUAGCACAUAUUGUUCAAUGCAAUACAAAUAGCUUUUUUUUUC
Molecule: messenger RNA, 3703 nt
Organism: Nelumbo nucifera (sacred lotus)
Lineage: Eukaryota; Viridiplantae; Streptophyta; Magnoliopsida; Proteales; Nelumbonaceae
Gene: ECA3
Product: endoplasmic reticulum-type calcium-transporting ATPase 3
Biological process (GO): calcium ion transport
Cellular component (GO): membrane
Molecular function (GO): ATP hydrolysis activity; ATP binding; P-type calcium transporter activity
Source: RefSeq, a predicted model, not a curated record